AUGAGGACAGCUUGGCCAGAAAUGGAACUCACCCAGUUUUCCCCCGUGACUACAGUCACUUUCAGCUACAACUACUACUACUACUACUAUGAUGACAACUGCCCAUAUCAGAACCUGCAACAUAUGUCUACUUUUCUCCCUAUCCUGUACACUGCUCUAUUCCUGGUGGGCAUUGUGGGCAACUCCAUCCUGAUAGCAGCCUUGGUCUUCAAGCGACGGGUCCAGAGGCUGAUUGACAUCUUUAUCAUCAACCUUGCUGCAUCUGACUUCAUCUUCCUCAUUACACUUCCGCUCUGGGUGGACAAGGAGGCAUCAGACGGGAGCUGGAGGGUAGGAGCUUUCCUCUGUAAAACUAGUUCCUAUGUCAUCUCAGUUAACAUGUACUGCAGCAUCCUCCUCCUCACUUGUAUGAGUGCUGACCGGUACCUUGCUAUCAUGCAUCCCUCUAUUGCUAGACGGCUCAGAACAAGAUCCUAUUGCAGUGGACUCUGCAUCUGUGUCUGGUUAUUAUCCUGCUGCUUAGGAAUGCCAACCCUUUUGUCCAGAGAACUGAAGAAGCACUAUGGAAAGACUUACUGCACAGACAAAGCCAUGACAGAAGCCAAGCAGAUUAUGUCACUGAUGCUUUUAAUCCUGGCCUUCUUCUUACCACUGUUGAGUAUCUUAACCUUUUACUGCUCCAUAACCAAAAGACUCUGUGUGCAUUAUCAGAGAACUGGUAAACAUGAUAAGAAACUCAGAAAAUCCAUCAAGAUUGUCUCCAUUGUAGUAGCAGCUUUUGUUAUCUCCUGGGUUCCCUUCAAUCUUUUCAAGCUUAUGGCCAUCCUUUUGGGACUCAUGAAGCAGACUGAUUGUUUUCCUGACAUGGUUGCCCAGCUGGGUAUGAAGGUGAGCAGCCCUUUUGCUUUUGCCAAUAGCUGUGCCAACCCUUUCAUUUACUAUUUCUUUGACAACUACAUCCGCAGAGCCAUGCUUCGGUGCCUCUGCCCAUGGGUGAAAAGCAAGAGCAGCGGCAGCAACCUGGAUACUCAGGACACUCGCCUGAGCCACUCCUUAUCCAAUUUCAUUGCCGGGGAGAAUGCCGCUAGGAAGAGGAAGCGCUCUGUGUCCCUCUGA
This is a messenger RNA of Melopsittacus undulatus (budgerigar), 1116 nucleotides long. RefSeq names its product G protein-coupled receptor 15 (gene GPR15). NCBI's taxonomy places the organism in Eukaryota, Metazoa, Chordata, Aves, Psittaciformes, Psittaculidae. The transcript has a single exon. The record is from RefSeq and is a predicted model, not a curated record. Gene Ontology annotation, biological process: positive regulation of cytosolic calcium ion concentration; cell chemotaxis; calcium-mediated signaling. Gene Ontology annotation, molecular function: C-C chemokine binding; C-C chemokine receptor activity. Gene Ontology annotation, cellular component: membrane; external side of plasma membrane. The coding region runs from base 1 to 1116 and encodes 371 amino acids.